UGUCUCCGCCCCUCAUCGCGUCCUAUUCCCAUCGCCAUGGCCGAAGCUGAGCAGGUCCCCAUCCACCCCGUCGCCCCCCGCCUCGCCUCCAAGGGCACCAAGAAGCCGCACAUCGGCCCCCACAUCCAUGCAUACCGCACCGCCCAUGCAGAGACAGUCGGAAAGGAGUCGGACAAGUGGUGGGCGAAGAUGGCCCAUGAGAUGCUUCACUGGGACCGCCCCUUCCAGACAGUGCGCUCUGGAGGCUUCGAGACCGGCGACAUCGCUUGGUUCCCAGAGGGCGGCCUCAACGCGUCCUACAAUUGCGUUGACCGAUGGGCGUUCAAGCACCCGGACAAGACCGCCAUCAUCUACGAGGCGGACGAGCCGGGCGACGGCUGCACCGUCUCCUACGCAGAGCUCCUGCGCGAGACGUGCUCGGUCGCGAACGUUCUCAAGGGCCUCGGCGUCAAGAAGGGCGAUGCCGUCUCGAUCUACCUACCCAUGACCUGGCACGCUGUCGCGGCCUUCCUCGCCUGUGCCCGGAUAGGCGCCGUGCACUCGGUCGUGUUCGCCGGGUUCUCCGCCGAGUCCCUGCGCGACCGCGUUCUGGACUGCGGCUCGCGCGUCGUCAUCACGUCGGACGAGGGCCGCCGCGGUGGGAAGACGAUCGCGACGAAGGCGAUCGUGGAUGCGGCGCUGAAGGAAUGCCCGGCGGUCGAGCACGUCGUCGUCCUCAAGCGCACCGGCAACGAUGUUGCUUGGACAGAGGGGCGCGAUAUCUGGUGGCACGAGGAGACUGCGAAGGUCCCGAACUACUGCCCGCCCGAGAUCAUGGCCUCUGAGGACCCCCUCUUCAUUCUUUAUACCUCUGGCUCGACCGGCAAGCCGAAGGGUGUCGUCCACACCACGGGUGGCUACCUGCUCGGUGCUGCCAUGACCGUCAAAUACGUCUUCGAUGUCCACCCCGACGACAAGUUUGCGUGCAUGGCCGACAUCGGCUGGAUCACUGGCCACACCUACAUCGUCUACGGCCCGCUUGCCAACGGUGUCUCCACCACCGUGUUCGAGUCCACCCCCGUAUACCCCACUCCGUCGCGCUACUGGCAGACUGUCGAGAAGCACAAGCUUACGCAGUUCUACUCCGCGCCGACAGCUAUCCGUCUGCUCCGUCGCCUCGGCUCCCACCACGUUGAGAACCACGACCUAAGCAGCCUUCGUGUCUUGGGUAGUGUUGGUGAGCCGAUCAACCCCGAGGCUUGGAACUGGUACAACGAGCAUGUUGGGAAGAUGGAGUGCGCGAUCGUUGACACCUUUUGGCAAACCGAAACCGGCUCCAUCGUCGUCACGCCAUUCCCCGGCGCCAUCGAGACUAAGCCUGGUGCCGCCACCGUCCCCUUCUUCGGUAUCGAGCCUGCCAUCCUCGACCCCGUAUCCGGCAAGGAGCUCGAGGGCAACAACGUCGAGGGUGUCUUGGCGAUCAAGAGCCCAUGGCCGUCAAUUGCUCGCACGGUCUACCAGGACCAUAACCGUUACCUCGAGACGUACAUGAAGCCAUACCCUGGCUACUUCUACACCGGCGACGGCGCUGCCCGCGACGAGCACGGCUACAUCUGGAUCAAGGGCCGCGUUGACGAUGUCAUCAACGUCUCCGGUCACCGUCUAUCCACAGCAGAGAUCGAGUCUGCGCUGCUCUUACACAAAGGCGUGGCGGAGACGGCGGUCAUCGGCACGCCCGACGAGCUCACCGGCCAGGCUGUCUACGCCUUCGUUACGCUGAAGCCCGAGUUCGCGUACGACCCCGCAGAUGAGUCGAGCUUGGUGAAGGAGCUCGUCAUCCAAGUCCGCAAGGUCAUCGGUCCUUUCGCGGCGCCGAAGAAGAUCUAUAUCGUGGCGGACCUGCCGAAGACUCGGUCUGGCAAGAUCAUGCGUCGCAUCAUGCGCAAGAUCGUCGCCGGCGAGGGCGACCAGCUCGGGGACCUGUCCACCGUGGCUGACCCGGGCAUCGUCGACGUGAUCAAGAACAAGGUCGCGGAGUCGGCAUAGGGGGCGGGCAAGUUGCGCGGCUGCCGUUCGCGAUCUUGCUUGCAUAUGUGUGGAGGACUCGAGUAGAUAGAUAUCCGGACGUCCUUCGACUAAGUUAUCCACGUCGCUAUCAUAAGUGUAUACUAGUCUCAUCUUACCAUCGAUUCAGGCAUAUUCAGACCUUCA
Messenger RNA from Schizophyllum commune H4-8, 2190 nucleotides. RefSeq names its product acetate--CoA ligase. Lineage: Eukaryota; Fungi; Basidiomycota; Agaricomycetes; Agaricales; Schizophyllaceae. Gene Ontology annotation, molecular function: acetyl-CoA synthetase activity; AMP binding. The transcript is spliced from 6 exons. The coding region runs from base 37 to 2025 and encodes 662 amino acids. The record is from RefSeq and is a predicted model, not a curated record. Gene Ontology annotation, cellular component: cytosol.